AUGAGGCUCCUCGCCCUCCUUGGCUCCCGGCCAGUCCAGCUCGACCGCGCGCACCUGUCUCGCCGCAUCAAUCGUGAGCCCAAGGCGCCGCGCGCCCGCCGCCCGACACAUGUCCUCAUAGUACAACUCGUACACUGGCAUGUACCGAUCGACAAAACGGCGCACUUCAUCCGGCGUCAUGCCGCGGCCCUGCGCCCGCAACACCUCUUCCUGCUCGUCCCGCCACCGGUACACGUUUUCGAGGUCUCCGUGCAAAUACACAAAGCAGUCAAAGUAGGCCCAGAUGCGCUCGUAGUCGCGCAAGCGCGCGUUGAGCGCCUCGACGUGCCGCCUCUGGUGCAGGCGCACAAUGCUGGAGGCGCGCGCCCACUUCGCCUCGAAGUCGCUGGGCCCCACGCUCCGGAACCCGCAGAACCACCCUUCCACCACCACCACAUCUACAGGCGGCACCAGGAUCCACGCGACCCGAUCGCCCACGCCGCCAUGUGCCCCUUUGUCGUACUGGGGCACGCUGGUGUGUUCGCCGCGCGCCAUCUGGGCAAGCACCUUUUCCAUGAGCGCCAAGUCGUGCGUUCCGGGCAACCCGCGGCCCUGGAGCAACAAGUUGUUUUCGUCGCGCGCGCGCCGCGUCACUUUUUGCUGCUCCUCAUAGGGCCAGUAAAAAUCGUCGAGCAGAAGCGCCACGGCCUUAAGGCGUUUCUGGCGGAGCUCUUGCACAAGAUGGGCGGCCAAGUACAGCUUGCCCGAGCCUUGCGGGCCGCUGACGCCCACGAAAAGCGGCCGUUUGGGCGAGACAGAGAGAACCCAGUCGACAAAGCGGCUAGAAAUAUCCACGCUCAUGAAAGAAGUGCGGUUGGUUGUGGGGCCAUACAGGCUGGGGGUGGGGCGUCCACAAAACUCGCACGAAAAUGCAUCGGUGCCUCAGGACUUGUAUGA
Messenger RNA from Clavispora lusitaniae ATCC 42720, 936 nucleotides. The record is from RefSeq and is a predicted model, not a curated record. NCBI's taxonomy places the organism in Eukaryota, Fungi, Ascomycota, Pichiomycetes, Serinales, Metschnikowiaceae.